AUGGUCGCCGGCGGGGUCCAAUAUGGAUGGGCCCUACAGCUUUCUCUCCUUACUCCUUAUGUCCAGACACUUGGUCUAUCGCAUACCAUGUCUUCUCUCAUGUGGCUUUGUGGCCCCCUAGCAGGAUUUAUUGUUCAGCCUUGUGUUGGUUUGUAUAGUGAUAAAUGUCGGUCAAAUUUGGGAAGGAGGAGGCCGUUCAUAAUAGCUGGAUGUCUUCUUAUUUGUGUAGCGGUUGUUAUAAUUGGUUUUUCUUCCGAUAUUGGCUAUGCCUUGGGCGACACAAAAGAGGAUUGCAGCGUUUAUCACGGUGCUCGGUGGAAAGCAGCACUUACAUUUGUUGGUGGGUUUUGGGUGUUGGACUUUGCAAACAAUGCAGUACAGGGCCCAGCUAGAGCUUUGAUGGCUGAUCUCUCAGGCCGUUUUGGAUGCAAUGCAGCAAAUGCAAUAUUUGCAACUUGGAUGGCUAUUGGCAAUAUCCUUGGAUAUUCUUCAGGUUCAACCGGUGAAUGGCACAACUGGUUUCCUUUCCUCAGGACGAGAGCAUGUUGUGAUGCGUGUGCAAAUUUGAAGGGAGCGUUCUUGGCAGCGGUGAUAUUUCUCCUCAUAAGCAUGACGGUGACGAUAAUCCUCGCGAAAGAAGUGCCUCUACGCAGCACUCCUGGAAAAGGUGAAGAUCAGGCUGCAAAAUUCCUUGAUAUUUUCAAAAGUAUGAAAAACCUGCCUCCGGGAAUGCCUACGGUUCUUCUGAUCACGUCUCUCACUUGGUUGUCAUGGUUCCCUUUCAUCCUGUUUGACACUGACUGGAUGGGCCGUGAAGUCUUCCAUGGGGAUCCAAAGGGAACUCAGGCUCAGAUUGAUGCGUUUGAUAGAGGGGUUAGAUCGGGUGCAUUUGGUUUGCUAUUGAACGCGAUUGUUCUUUGUGUCGGUUCUUUCCUGGUCACACCCUUGUGUCAAAAACUCACCCCGAGAAUCGUGUGGGUGAUGAGCAACUUCAUGGUAUGCGUCGCGAUGAUUGCAACGACGAUCAUCAGCGAGUGGUCGUUGGAUAAAUAUCACGGUGGACGAGAUAGCCCAUUUAUUGGACCAGAUGGAAAUGUGAAAGCAGUGGCUUUGUUUGUCUUUGCAGCUCUCGGUUUCCCCAUGGCUGUUUUAUUUAGUGUUCCUUUUGCAGUGACAGCCUCAUUAGCUGCUAACCAAGGAGGUGGCCAAGGAUUGUGUACUGGAGUUUUAAACAUCUCAAUUGUGAUUCCCCAGAUUGUUGUGGCUCUCGGUGCAGGCCCAUGGGACAAAGUCUUUGAUAAGGGAAACACCCCGGCAUUUGCUCUCGCAGCUGCCAUCGCCUUUCUGAGCGGGGUUUUGGGACUUUUCAUGCUUCCCAAGCUUUCAAAAUCCGACUUCAAGUCUGUCGGCGUUGGGGGCGGGCACUGAUAUCUGGUCAAUAAUUUGAUGAAACAAUUUGAAUUCCUUGUCAAAGUUCUUUUACUUUCGUCUGGAUUAAGAGAGGUUGUUACUAGCAUAUACUUAGUUCACGGAGAUCAAGAAUAAUGUAAAGACUGCAUAUUAUGGAGGGUAUUGUAUCCUGUAGAGCCAAUUACACAUCGAGUCUUUACAUGUAGGAGUUUCGUAUUUUUCUUUUAAUAAUGUAUCUCGUCGAGAUUUUGGAA
This is a messenger RNA of Asparagus officinalis (garden asparagus), 1664 nucleotides long. RefSeq names its product sucrose transport protein SUT1-like. The record is from RefSeq and is a predicted model, not a curated record. The transcript has 14 exons. Lineage: Eukaryota; Viridiplantae; Streptophyta; Magnoliopsida; Asparagales; Asparagaceae. Gene Ontology annotation, biological process: transmembrane transport; sucrose transport. Bases 1 to 1428 code for a protein of 475 amino acids. Gene Ontology annotation, molecular function: sucrose:proton symporter activity. Gene Ontology annotation, cellular component: plasma membrane.